AUGUCGGAACGUGCUCAUGCCUAUGCCAUACCAAUGCGAAAGAAAACCGAGUGUCGCAUUAAAGUGAUAGUUUAUGUGCCUAUAUUAGAAGAACGCGCUGGCGUAGCUACAUUAGAAGAGUGCGCUGGUGUAGCUACAUUAGAAGAGUGCGCUGGUGUAGCUACAUUAGAAGAGUGCACUGAUGUAGCUACAUUAGAAGAGUGCAAUGGUGUAGAUACAUUAGAAGAGUGCACUGGUGUAGAUACAUUAGAAGAGUGCACUGGUGUAGAAACUUUAGAAGAGUGCACUGAGUGCGCUGGAGAAGCUAAAUUAAAAGAGUGCAAUGGUGUCGCUACCAUAGAAGAUUGCAAUAGUGUAGCUACAUUAGAAGAGUGCAAUAGUGUAGCUACAUUAGAAGAGUGCAAUAAUGUAGCUACAUUAGAAGAGUGCAAUAGUGUAGCUACAUUAGAAGAGUACACUGGUGUAGCUACAUUAGAAGAGUGCACUGAGUGCAAUAGUGUAGCUACAUUAGAAGAGUGCAAUAGUGUAGCUACAUUAGAAGAGUGUAAUAGUGUAGCUACAUUAGAAGAGUGCGCUGGUGUAGCUACAUUAGAAGAGUGCAAUAGUGUAGCUACAUUAAAAGAGUGCACUGGUGUAGCUAUAUUAGCAGAGUGCACUGGUGUAGCUACCUUAGAAGAGUGCACUGGUAUAGCUACAGUAGAAGAGUGCAAUGGUGUAGCUACAUUAGAAGAGUGCACUGAAGAGUGCAAUGGUGUAGCUACAUUAGAAGAGUACACUGGUGUAGCUACCUUAGAAGAGUGCAAUAGUGUAGCUACAUUAGAAGAGUGCAAUAGUGUAGCUACAUUAGAAGAGUGCAAUAGUGUAGCUACAUUAGAAGAGUGCAAUAGUGUAGCUACAUUAGAAGAGUGCAAUAGUGUAGCUACAUUAGAAGAGUGCAAUAGUGUAGCUACAUUAGAAGAGUGCAAUGGUGUAGCUACAUUAGAAGAGUGCAAUGGUGUAGCUACCUUAGAAGAGUGCAAUAGUGUAGCUACAUUAGAAGAGUGCAAUAGUGUAGCUACAUUAGAAGAGUGCAAUAGUGUAGCUACAUUAUAA
Molecule: messenger RNA, 1092 nt
Organism: Saccoglossus kowalevskii
Lineage: Eukaryota; Metazoa; Hemichordata; Enteropneusta; Harrimaniidae
Source: RefSeq, a predicted model, not a curated record